Messenger RNA from Epinephelus fuscoguttatus (brown-marbled grouper), 1872 nucleotides. Its product is annotated as pyruvate dehydrogenase [acetyl-transferring]-phosphatase 1, mitochondrial-like. Lineage: Eukaryota; Metazoa; Chordata; Actinopteri; Perciformes; Serranidae. The transcript is spliced from 6 exons. Gene Ontology annotation, biological process: protein dephosphorylation. The coding region runs from base 173 to 1744 and encodes 523 amino acids. The record is from RefSeq and is a predicted model, not a curated record. Gene Ontology annotation, molecular function: protein serine/threonine phosphatase activity; cation binding.
CACAGCAGCAAGAAGUUAAUAGAUUACUGAUGAAAUGGUCAAAGGUCAAAGACAGAAACAAACUCACCUGAACAGGUGAUGAGGUUAACAGGAAGUACACACUCAACUACGCACAACUACAAACGGGUUCUCCUGUUGGUUCUCCUGCCGCUUCUCCUCCCAGUGAGUGACCAUGUUGAGAAGAACAGGAACCUUGGGAGGACGUUGCAGGUUUGAGCUUGAGCAGUGUCGUCACUCCUUCUCCCCUCCCCCCUCCCCUUCUGAGCUCCCUAGACUCUAUUACCCAGCAGGCAGCAGAAGCAGGAAGUACCGGGCGGGGCAGGAGGCGGGGCAGAUGAGCUUGGCUCAGAUCAACCACAUCUUAAAGGCCAACGAGUACAGCCACACCCUCCCCAGAGGCCCCGCCUCCCAUGGCAUCUUGGGUUUUCAUAGCAACAUGUUGCCAUCCAACCAUCCUGGCGAAGACCGCCGGAGCAGCGCCACCUGCCUGCCAGGUCGUGGCGGAGUGCUGUUUGGUGUGUUUGAUGGCCAUGCGGGGUCAGCCUGCGCUCACGCCGUCAGCCAGAGGCUCUUCUAUUACAUCGUCGUGGCAACGCUACCACUAAGGAUGCUGGAAGACCUCGAACGGGCGGUGGAGGAGGAACGGGCCGUACCGCCACUGCUAGAGUGGCACAAACACCCCCAAGACCACAGCUGCCCUGACGGAGGAACGAUCUCCUUCCACAGCCUUCGAAACUACUGGCAGGAGAGGCUGGAGGAUGAAGACGAGGACAAGGACGAGAAAGAGGAGCAGCAGGAGGACAGAGGCAGGGUGACAUCAGCACUGAUCAAUGCUUUCUGUCGCCUUGACUACGACCUGUCUGUGGAGGCCCAGGUCCACCUGUCCAUUUCUUCACCCAGGUGGGUGUCUGUCCCUGGGGAAGCAUCCUCUCUGUACUCCCCCCUCCGGGUUGCGCUGUCCGGCUGCACGGCUUGCAUCGCCCACGUCUCCAGGGGCGUCUUGCAUGUGGCCAACCUGGGUGACAGUCGGGCUGUCCUGGGCGUCCAGGAGCCGGGUGGACGCUGGUCGGCGGUCAGCCUCACCAAUGACCACAAUGCGCAGAAUCCAGAGGAGCUGCAAAGAAUUCUAGGAGAACACCCGCUGUCGGAGCGGAGGACGGUGGUGCGCCACGACCGCCUGCUGGGUCUGCUGCUGCCUUUCAGGGCAUUUGGUGACGUCCGCUUCAAAUGGAGCGCAGAGAUGCUGAGUCGGGUCUACGAGACGCGUCCAGACGUCCUGUCUGCAGUCAGCGAGGCCGCCCGGGCACUGCCACUGCACUACCUGACCCCACCCUACCUGAGCGCCCAGCCAGAGGUCACCUUACACCGCAUCAGACCCUCCGACAAGUUCCUGGUCCUGGCGACCGACGGACUCUGGGAGCUGAUGCAUCGACAGACGGUUGUCCAGCUGGUGGGGGAACAACUGACAGGUCUUCAGCAGCAGAGACCCAUAAUUCCUGGUGUGGGCAUAACACUGGGCGGCUUGCAGCGCCUCCUGCUGGAGAGGAGAGGGCGGGUCCUGUCAGUGCUGGAGGACCAGAACACUGCCACCCACCUGCUCCGCCACGCCCUGGGGGACGACGGCUAUGGAGCAGUGGCACCAAAUCGUCUGGCCAAGAUGUUGAGCCUGCCAGCAGAGCUGGCAAGGAGGUACCGCGAUGACAUCACCAUCACCGUCAUCCACCUGAAUGAGCCCGACCUUUAAUCAGAACACCUAAGGGAAUUCACCUGCUGGUAACCAGGAGACAAACAGGAAGUCUGUUACAUGCUGGUCUGUCCUGUUGCUCUGUGUCAGCUGAUGUUAAAUAAAUAUUCUGAUGUCAUCGUCUUAAA